Messenger RNA from Melanotaenia boesemani (Boeseman's rainbowfish), 10787 nucleotides. RefSeq names its product neuron navigator 3 (gene nav3). The record is from RefSeq and is a predicted model, not a curated record. Gene Ontology annotation, molecular function: ATP hydrolysis activity; protein binding; ATP binding. Gene Ontology annotation, biological process: nervous system development; neurogenesis. Bases 625 to 7521 code for a protein of 2298 amino acids. Lineage: Eukaryota; Metazoa; Chordata; Actinopteri; Atheriniformes; Melanotaeniidae. The transcript is spliced from 41 exons.
GCUGCACUGCCCCGCAGAGCGCUUUCAUGGGCUCGGCGCUCCGAGGUGUGCAGCCUGCUGCCUUCUCUCAGCCUCAGAGCGUUUUCUUCCGCAGACAGCCGAGCUGAGCGCCGUCCUUCACUCUCCAGGAACAUCUUUUGGAGGUACAAACCAUUUUCUCCCCCCUACACUGCCUCUUCUUUAAGAGCCGCCUUGGUUUGCCUUUGAAAAUAAAGAUCAGCGAGAAAGAGAGAACCUUCGUUCUUCAUUGGCGACGUUAGAAACCAGAUGUUUAUGGAAGACUGCUGCUGCCAGUGACUGCACUUUGAGGAAGAAGCUUGCCUAACUGUUAUCAACACAUCCUGCGGGCUGGAAGUCCUCCUCAGUACUCUAUUUGGUCCAGUUGUCAUAAUGACACUCUCUACAUAGCCGUCACCAGUUUGGCUUUGUCCUUCUCCCAGUGUUAAUAACUCAGAAAACCAUUUUUCCUAAACCAUACCAACCACCUCCGACAAUGGAUUGCCUGUGUCCAGGUGGAGGGAUGUGCUGGACACAGGCCCUUGCCGGCAAACUUUAGCCGUCUGGAUUCUAUUCAAUAUAAUUCUCGUGAUAUUGAUCUGGAGUUAUUUUUUAUUGGGACCAGGGAUGGAAACGCCAGAAGCCAGCAAACAUGGCAAGAAGUCCACAAGUCAAAAACUCGAGGACCAGAAAAAGAUUUACACAGACUGGGCCAAUCACUACCUGGCUAAGUCUGGCUGUCCACGCCUCAUCAAGGACCUGAGCCAGGACGUCACCGAUGGAGUGUUGCUAGCACAGAUCAUCCAGAUCAUAGCGAAUGAGAAGGUGGAGGAUAUCAAUGGCAGCCCCAGGAGCCAGUCGCAAAUGAUCGAGAAUGUGGACGCUUGCCUCAGUUUCCUGGACGCUAGAGGAGUAAAUGUACAAGGGCUCUCAGCAGAAGAGAUCAGGAAUGGCAACCUGAAGAGCAUCCUCGGCCUCUUCUUCAUCCUGUCCCGCUACAAGCAGCAGCAGCAGCAACAGCAGCAGUACUACCAGUCCCUCGUGGAGCUCAGCCAGCAGACCAGCACCACUGCACCAUCCACCAGCAGCCUCAAGACACAAGAGAUGCAGUCCAGUCUCACAGCACGAUAUGCAAGUCCUCCGGGCCACAGUGGAAUAGGAUCACCGCAAAAGAAAAACACAAGGUUACCGGGGCCUUCCAGAGUACCUGCUGCAGGCAGCGGGGCCUCCAGGAGCCCAGGCUCAUCCAACCUCAACCGUCGGAGCCAGAGUUUCAACAGCAUCGACAAGAGCAAGCCUCUUCAGUAUGCAAGUGGCAAUGAUAGAGAUGCAGUGAGGGGCAUCCCAGUACCCAGCGGGAUGAAUGGGAGUGGUAUUGGGGGGAUGGUUCCCACCAGCCUCAGUGGGCAGCAGCUGGCCUCUGCCAUCCCUUCACCCACAGCUGGAAAGUCUUGGCGAAGCAAAUCCAUGAACCUCAAGCACAGCGCCACUUCAUCCAUGCUGGCAAGCCCCACACACUCAACUUCCACCACCCUGUCACCACAGGCCCUGGAAGGCCUUCAGUCUCAUGGAAGCGACGGGUCAAAAGUCGGAUCAGGUGUUGCACCUCCACAGAGGUCAAUGCUGGAAAAGUUUCGCCUAAUUAACCCUCGAUCAGCUUCAAGAGCAUCACCAUCUAUGGCAGAAAUGGCUUUACAGGAGGAAGAUGACCUGUCGGAGUACGGUGAGGAUGGACUGACACCCACAGGCUCAGUGUGCAGCAGUGGUAGUAGCAGUGCUACAACCAAACAGAUGCCUACAAAGACCCCCGCCUCAUCCCUUACUGCACCUAGCAAAACCUCAUCUUCAUCCAUCUCCUCAUCCAAUUCAAAGGCCUCUGCCAGUGGCAGCAGGUCCAUGGCCUCCAGCAAAGACAAAGAGGACAAAAGCAAGUCUGGGAAAUCUACUAAGGACAACUCUCCUCCAAAAGAAGAGCGGGAGACCUUCGCUGACCCCACCAAGAAGAGCUCUAAAAUAGCCAGCCUCAUCCCCAAAGGAGGGAAGUCAUCAUCAGGGAAGAAAGAUGGUGGCACCCCCUCAGCUUCUAGUGGCAUCCCAAAACCAGGACUUAAAGCUCCUUCCACAACAACGGCAAAGUCUCAGAACCAGAACCAGACCCAGAACCAAGUUGCCUUAAACAGCAGUGGCAACAUGCGGGCAGGAGAGGAGAGAGCCAAGCUGACCAAAGGAGGGCAAGGUGGGAGUUUUUAUAUUCAGCGCUCCAUUGGGGGCCCAGAGGGGAAACGGACCAGCAUGACAUCAUCCACCAGCACCUCAGCCCUGUCUGGGUCCAGUGGGAUGACGGGGGGAGGAGGAGGAGGAGGUGGAGGAGGUGGGGUGCUGGGAGGAAAUGGAGCUGUUCAGCUUCCUCAGCAGCAGCAGCACAACCACCCUAACACCGCCACUGUGGCCCCCUUCAUGUACAGGACUUUCUCAGAAAAUGACUGCACCAUGGUGGCCCCAGCCGACCCCUGCCUCAGCCCUACUAAGGGAGAGCUGGUCUACAGCAAGACAGCCAAGCAGUGCCUGGAGGAGAUAUCAGGAGAGGACCCUGAGACAAGACGCAUGAGGACAGUGAAGAACAUCGCUGACCUGCGGCAGAACCUGGAAGAAACCAUGUCCAGUCUACGGGGGACACAAGUCAGCCACAGUACGCUGGAAACAACCUUUGACACUACUGUAACCACUGAGGUCAAUGGGCGGGGUCUACCUGCUCUCACCACACGUUCCUCCUCCAUGGCCUGGCGCCUUGGCCAAUCACAAACCCCACGUCUCCAGGCAGGCGAUGCCCCCUCAAUGCCAAGCAGUUAUUCUGCACCCAGAUCGAGCACAGCAGGCGCUGGCACCAACACAGGGCGGUACAGUGGGCACUCGGACCCGUCCAGAUAUCUUACAGACGGCAGCCUCCAUUUGUAUGCACGGAACGCAGGCAGACCCUCGGACAUGGCUUCUUCUCGGGAAACACCCCAAAGAGGAAGCAAAGAAAUGCAGGGUGACAUAGACAGCUGGGACGACAGCAGCUCGGUGAGCAGCGGCCUCAGCGACACAUUGGACAACAUCAGUACUGAUGAUAUAAACACGCCCACAUACUCCACCACCAGCUCAUCACGUAAAAGCAAGGGAGCACAGUCUCAGAAAGGAAGCAGGUCCAAGCAUGCCGAGCAGGAGGUGAGCAGCAGUUGGGCCGGAGCCGAAGACCUGAAGAAGGUGGAGGAGGAGCUGGACACGAGCAUGGAUCCCAACAGUAGCGCCUCUCGCUGGAAGCAGUCUUCUUCAUCCUCUUCUUCUCAAACCCAGGGCCAGUAUGAGGAUGCUAGUCAGAAAGCAGCUGCACUGGCCCAAAUGUCCCAGACUGGUUCAUGGAGGAGAGGCAUGACAGCCCAGGUGGGCAUUACACCACCCAGGACCAAGAGUACCUCUGCUGCCCUGAAAACAGCAGGGAAAACUGAUGAUGCCAAGGCUUCUGAGAAGGGUAAAGUACCUUCUAAGAGUUCAGCUGGUAUCCAGCGCUCACCAUCUGAUGCCGGGAGGAGUAGUGGGGAUGAAGGCAAGAAACCUCCAUCUGGCAUUGCACGCCCACCGACCACUGGCUCCUUUGGAUACAAGAAAAUUCCUGGACCCACUGGCACUCUGAUCACCUCAAGUGGUGCAACACUUGCCAGUGGCUCAGCCACCUUGGGAAAGGCACCCAAAUCUUCGGCCACCUUCGGGAAAGGCGCAAGCAUCAGUGGUGUCCGGAAAACCAGCCUGGAUGGCUCACAACCUCAGGAUGAUGGCAUUCUGCUCAGCUGCAGUGGCUCCAAAGUGACCCUGCAGUACCGAUCUUUACCCAGACCAGCCAAAUCCUCCAGUGGGGUGGCAGCAGGACGCAGUGGGCAUCGCUCCAGCUCCAGCAGCAUCGACUCAAAUGUCAGUGGCAAGUCAGCAGGCGGGGCCGCGACACAAGCAAGUGCCAAACGCAGGGAUGGAAAAGUGGGAUCGGACCGCUCCAGUCCCAUCACCAUCAAUCAGACAGAUAAAGAGAAAGUGGCCGUGUCGGAGCAAGACCCAGCAGCAGGAUUAUCCACCUCUCCCAAAUCCAGCCCUACCUCCAGUUCAGCAGGCCAGUCAGGCCUCAGACAGCCAGGCUCCAAAUACCCAGAUAUUGCCUCUCCCACCUUUCGCAGAUUGUUUGGCACCAAAGCCAGCAGCAAGGCCAGCUCUCCGGGCACGCCCGACUCUGGCAAGUGCCCGUCAAUAUUGGGCAGCCCCCACGGCACGCUGGCAAGGCAAGCCAGCCUGGACUCCCCCUCCUCUGGCACAGGGAGCCUGGGCAGCGCUGGCGGCCUGAGCGGUGGCAGCAGCCCGCUGUAUGGUAAAACCCUAGACCUGUGCACUGACUCCCUGGCUUCCAGCCCGGCCUCUGGCCUCUCCCUGCCCUCCAACGCUCGGCCCUGGCCUGCCUAUAGCUCUUCAGCUGGUAGCAAGGACACGCUGAGCUGCCAAAGCAUGACCAGUCUGCACACCAGCUCUGAGUCCAUUGAUAUGCCACUGGGCCACCACGGGCCUAAAGUUACAAGAACCGGCAGUGUCAAGUCCACCCUGUCUGAGGGCAUGCCUCUUGACAGAAACACGCUUCCCAAAAAGGGACUGAGGUACCCACCAUCCUCCCGACAAACAUCCCAUGAAGAAGGGAAGGAGUGGCUGAGAUCCCAUUCAACAGGAGGUCUUCAGGACACAGGCAGCCAGUCUCCUCUUUCUCCUCCUGGAUCCUCCUGCACCACCACUGGAAAAUACCACUACUCCAAUCUAUUGAGCCCAACCAACAUCAGCCAGUAUAACCUGCCACCAGGCAGCAGCAGCAUGAGCCGCUCUAACAGCAUUCCUGCCCAGGACUCCUUUGACCUGUACGGAGAAGGUCACCCACUGGGUGGCAGUGCAACCUCCCUAGAGGAACGACCACGGGCAAUCAGCCGCUCUGGCUCCUUCAGAGACAGCACCGAUGAAGUCCAUGGCUCUUCACUGUCUCUGGUCUCCAGCACAUCAUCAUUGUAUUCUGCGACAGAGGAAAAAGCACACUCAGAGGGCCAAACAGUCCAAAAUUCCACGCAAAUCAGAAAGCUGCGCCGGGAGCUGGAUGCUUCUCAAGAGAAGGUGGCAACUCUCACGUCACAGCUUGCUGCCAACGCUCACCUGGUUGCCGCUUUUGAGAAGAGUCUCAGUAACAUGACCUGCCGCCUGCAGAGCCUCACCAUGACUGCUGAACAAAAGGAGUCUGAGUUGGCUGAGCUGAGGGAAACGAUAGAGACGCUGAAGACUCAGAAUACAGAUGCCCAAACAGCCAUCCAGGUGGCACUCAAUGGCCCAGACCACCUACACAAAGACCUGCGGAUUAGGCGGCAGCACUCAUCAGAAAGUAUGUCCAGUAUUAACAGCGCAGCCAGUCACUCUAGUAUGGGCAGCCUGGGCAAGGAUGCAGAGGACAAGAAGAAGAAGAAAAAAAGCUGGGUGGCUGAUUCCAUCCCAGCUCAGUUGCGCAGCUCUUUUAAGCAGGCGUUCAGCAAGAAGAAAACCAAAUCCCAGUCGGCCCAUGACGAGAUGGAGGAGAUGACCGAUUCUCUGCCAUCCUCACCCAAACUGCAUCAUGACAACAGGCAGGGCAGCAUUGCCACGCUGCGCUCUUCCCCCUCCACCACAGAGCUGUGUGAAUGCACCGAGGCUGAGGCUGAAAUCAUUCUCCAGCUGAAGAAUGAGCUCCGGGAAAAAGAGCUUAAGUUGACAGACAUCCGCCUGGAGGCGCUCAGCUCUGCCCACCACCUGGAUCAGAUCCGAGAGGCCAUGAACCGCAUGCAGAAUGAGAUUGAGGUUCUGAAAGCUGAAAAUGAUCGCCUCAAGUCGAGCGGUAACGCCACACCAACAGCUACUCCCAUCAAGACUGCCCGGCCACCAUCUGAGACCUCCAGCACCUCCUCGUCCUCUUCGCGUCAAUCCUUGGGGCUUUCCCUCAAUAACCUGAACAUCACUGACACCAUCAUGUCUGAUAUAUUGCUCGAUGACAGUUAUGAGGGGAAUCUACGUAAAGAAGGUCGGAGCGUUCGAAUAGUGGUCAGCAUCAGCAGUGGACCAAAUACCACCAAGGGUAUGCAAUGCCAGGAGUACCUGAUUGGGUCUAUAGGUGUGAGUGGGAAAACCAAGUGGGAUGUCCUGGAUGGGGUCAUUCGACGCCUCUUCAAAGAGUACGUGUUUCGGGUGGAUCCUGUGACCAGUCUGGGUCUCAGUUCAGACAGCAUUGUCUGCUACAAGAUGGGCGAGGUGAUUCGCUCCCACGCCUCCGAAGUGCCUGAGCUGCUUCCUUGCGGCUACCUGGUGGGAGAAAACAACAUCAUUAAAAUUAACCUCAAAGGUGUGAAGGAGAACAGCACAGACAGCCUUGUGUUUGACACACUCAUUCCGAAGCCCAUAAUCCAGCGGUUCCUCAACCUGUUGAUGGAGCAUCGUCGGAUCAUCCUCUCUGGACCCAGUGGCACAGGCAAAUCCUUCCUGGCUGCCAAGUUGGCUGAAUACAUCAUUUCCCAGCUGGGGCAGGAAAUGACUGAGCACAAUGUGGCCAGCUUCAAUGUGGACCAGAAUUCUAGCAAGGACCUGCGACAGUACCUGUCAAGCCUGGCAGAGCAGUGUAACUCUGAGGAAACAGAUGCACAGCUCCCCACUGUGGUCAUCCUGGACAACCUCCAUCAUAUCGGUUCUCUUAGUGACAUAUUCAAUGGCUUCCUCAACUGCAAGUACCACAAAUGCCCAUAUGUUAUUGGGACCAUGAGCCAAGGAGUUUCCUCGUCUCCUAACCUUGAACUUCAUCACAACUUCAGAUGGGUGCUGUGCACCAAUCACACCGAACCAGUCAAAGGUUUCCUGGGUCGCUUCCUGCGGCGGAAGCUGAUAGAGACGGAGAUCAAUAAGAACAUGCGCAGCAAUGAUCUGAUUAAGAUCAUUGACUGGAUCCCCAAGACCUGGCAGCACCUCAACAGCUUCCUGGAGGCACACAGUUCAUCUGAUGUUACCAUAGGUCCCCGUCUCUUCUUGUCCUGUCCCAUGGAUGUAGAAGGCUCUCGGGUUUGGUUCACUGACUUGUGGAACUAUUCCUUGGUUCCCUACCUGCUAGAGGCUGUAAGAGAAGGACUUCAGCUGUAUGGUAAAAGAGCAGUGUGGGAGGACCCAUCCAAGUGGGUGAAUGACACGUAUCCAUGGAAUGUGGCCUUGCUGCAGCAGGAAGGCCAGGCUUUACUCCAGCUCAGGCCGGAGGAUGUGGGAUACGAUGGCUACAGCUCGUCCAAGGAGGGGGCAUCUUCCAAGCAAGUGUCUCAGAGUGAUACUGAGGGAGACCCACUGAUGAACAUGCUGCUACGGCUGCAGGAAGCAGCCAACUACUCCAGUACGCAGAGCUGCGACAGCGACAGCACCAGUCACCAUGACGACCAGCUGGACUCCUCACUAGAGUCGGCUUUAUGAGACCAAGAGCUGCGCUGGCAGACCCCAAUCCCCUAAAUCCUGGAAACCUUUGAACUCUCAUCACUACCAGACACUUCUAUAGUCCACAGAUGUAUGAUAUAUGAAAAGUUUUAUUAUCCAAAAUGGUAUACCAACCACCUAAAAGAAAAAUGCCUAUUUUUACAUAGUGAUGGUGCAAUAUUAAAUCUAAUUAUUUUAUGUUUUACAGAGUUUCACCAACUUGGUCCUCAGUGGUCACAAAGUUAAACAAUGAUACAUGUUAUUUCUAUAUACUGGCAUCAAAUAGCAUUAGCCAGUUAUUUUAAAUGGAAGUAUAACAUUUUAAGAAUACAACUUUUCAUAUAUGUUUAAUUAAGAUGUUUCAGAGGAGGGAAUUUAGUUCCUCUAACGUUUACUUCCAAGGAGUAAAUCACAGGUAUGCUCAGCUAAGAUGAGUUUAACUCCAGAUAUCUCAUCUCCAAAGUGUAACUAAUUGCAGAGCUUCGAGCAUUAUGUGGCAAAACUGGAUUUUUAAUUUUUUACCCUGUUAUAUCUACAGAUGUUUACAUUGGGAGGGGAGUUUCUGUUGUUUAUGUCUCUUUGUUUACAGAGGUGCUUCUCACAGACACACAUGUACACUUUUAUUGAAUGCAAUCACACACAGGCAGCAGGAGGAGAAUCUCCUUUAAUCAAAGGCUUUUCUCACUUCAAGUCCUCAUUUAUUAACAAUCCAGCCUGCCAGAGUGUCCUUGAGUAAGGCAUUAUAUCUCCAGCACUUCUGGGGACCCUGAUCUCAGAUCUCUUUCACAUAUUAAGGAAGGCAAGAGGGGACAUGUAUUGAGAAUUAUCAGGGGAUGCGAUGCACUCUGGUGGCUAAAUUGGGUGCUUUUUACACACAAAUUGGAAUAAUCAGAAUCACUUUAUGCCUCAGUAAUGUUUGAUAAAAAUCUUUUGUUUGUUGUGAGGUAAAUGAACUGCUUUAGCUGUUUACCACUUUACUUUUUCUGAUCAUGAUGGCACGAGGCAUGGCUGAUAUAUGAUGGUUUUGAGACUUUAACAGCCCAGUCAGGAUCACAGCUAAUUAUAGCAAAGUGACACAAACACACACACACACAUACACUACUCCUGCACUCAGCUCAGUUUUCAGUUGAGCCUUGUGGUGCUGGUCUUCUGAUCCUCCUCAGUGUCAGGCACUGCCAAGUCGCUCCUUGCUGCCCAUCAUGCCAACAACAAGCACAACGAAAGCGUAUUGUCUGUGUGUCAUCCAGCCACACUGCUACUGUGAAGACAACAUGGUAAAGUGCCAAUGUUUCUUUUUGAUUUGACUGCCAAAUGUUCACACCCACAGACUUUAAAUCACAAUGCAGAGCCAAGCAUGGUUGUAGACUUACUGUAGAUUAAGUUGUUCUUGGCCUUCCACACAACACACAGCUUGUGUCACUCUUUAGCUUUGAAUGCACCAUGGAAACAGCAGGCCUCAUUCUCUGGGUUCAUCACAGGAGAAGCAAUUCUUUUGGUAUUUGCUUUAACCAACAUGUAGAACCACAUGGUUUGCUGUAACUAGGAAAUUCAGAAGGGGACAAUGAAGAACCACACUGACUUAUAUGAAACUAUCUGUAGUAUUGACAGUUAUUAGCUCUCAUUUGGCAUUCUUGCUCAGCAUUUGCAUCCAUCUCCGUCCAUGAGGUACCAAAAAAGAACUAAAAGUAUUACAUUAAUAUACAAUUUAACAUAAUUAGCCAAGAGGCGAAUAAGGGAACAAUAAUGUUGGUACUUUCUCACUGCCUUAAAUGUGCAAAAUGUCUUGAAGUACCUUCUGCUCCCACUGGCUAGAGUGAUAAGAAAUGUUGGAAGAUGAUUAUCUGCAUCAAAGAGGCUGCUUGUAGUUUAAAACAGACACCUUUUUUUGCUGCCCCUCCUUCUCCCCCUGAAUAGCUCUGUUUUCUUCCUGACAGUUAGAAAAUGAAAGAUUUAUCUGAAUUAAAAACAGAUCCAUAUUGUAAAGUCAAACUAAAAAGGGGGAUGGGGGUAUUUUUUAGUUGUUUUAUGCCCAGGUGAGCUGGGCUCACUUGAAAUGACAGGAGCACAACCAAACUGUUUAGGGUUUUUUAGCCAGAAGAGCAUGUUUUGAAGCUUUUUAAAGGGGAUGCAUUGAGAAGGGACCUUUACCUUUAUGUAUGCGUGUAUUGGACGGAAGCCAUUUAGAAUUUUGAUUAUCUUUUCUUUGUUUAAGUGGGUUGGUUUUGCACACUUUCAGGUUGGGGUGGGUUGUAAAUACUUAAUUCUUGCACAGUGAAUCGAAGAUGCAUUCUGCCCUGUUGGUGUUACAAUAUGCUUAACCCGCUGAGUAAAUUAUUGUACUUUGAAAACAGGGAGAAAAAAAGAAAUGCAAAAACUAUACACGCUGGCAGAAACAGGUGUGUGUCUUGUGGUGAUUGGAUGUUUUGCCAUUUCAGGAGGCACAUGGUGUACAGUCAGAAACCAUUUUUAACUCACUAAAAUCACAAACUAUGAAAAAAAAGGCACUUUUCCAGUACUCCUCAUCUUGCCAUGAUAUCCUUUGGAUCCUCUCCGUCUUUAGGAAUGCCUGUUGUUACGUAGAAAACACUUCCUCUCUGGACAUUUUAACUCAAAUUCACCACCACUUUAGGCUUGCUAGCUGUCCGAGGCACAGAAGCUGACCUGACGCUGUACUGUACACAACAACUAACAGGUGCUAGUGGUCAGUCAAAAGCCCAUCAGAGACCAAGAAGUCAUGUUGUCACAACCUCAGGACAAUCCUAAGCUCUACAAUCCUACCUGUGCUCAGCUUCAACAUGUGUCUCUUCAGCCUAGCCUCAGAUGCUUCACACAUACUGUAUUUCCAGCCAGCUUGGCCAGGUUUCUGUCUACAUUGGGUGGGGUUGCAUGCUAAGGGUGUAGUUACUGUGGUAACAGGUUGCUCCUUACCUACACUUACACCUAUGUAUCAAACCUUUCUGCACUCCUGUUUAGAGACUAUUAGUUCCCAAGAUAGCAGAGCUUUGACACAGUGUACACCAUAGUAAUGAACUGGUAUCUUUUCUCCACCUUACACUUUACAGUUGCAUCUCAGUUGGAGACCAUAGCAUUUACUCUGGUUUGAAAGUUUUCUUCUGUUUGAGUGAAACAUUUGCCCUUAAAUGUUUUAUAUUUUGUACAUUUGUAUGUAACAUAUCAUGUAAAUAGACAGAGACAGUGAUUUAACUCAUCUGGAGGAUUUUGUAGUCUUUGUAAAGCCCUAAUAAAUGGUAUUUGGUGUCACUCAA